UUGGCACAGAAUGAAUAUAAUUAGAGAAAACAGAGAUCUUGCUUGUUUCUACACAACGAAACAUUCAUGGAGGGGAAAGUAUAAACGAGUCUUUUCAGUUGGAACUCAUGCCAUCACCACAUACAAUCCCAACACAUUAGAAGUUACAAAUCAGUGGCCUUAUGGAGAUAUCUGUAGUAUUUCUCCUGUUGGAAAAGGACAAGGAACAGAGUUUAGUCUCACUUUUCGCAAAGGGAGUGGAAAAAAGUCCGAAACUCUUAAAUUUUCCACAGAGCACAGAACAGAACUCCUUACAGAGGCACUGAGAUUCAGGACAGACUUCUCAGAGGGAAAAAUCACAGGACGGAGGUAUAACUGCUAUAAACAUCACUGGAGUGAUACGAGGAAACCUGUGAUUCUGGAGGUGACUCCUGGAGGUAUUGACCAAAUUGAUCCUGCAACAAAUAAAGUCCUGUGCUCCUAUGACUACAGAAACAUUGAAGGCUUUGUUGAUAUUGUUGGCUAUCAGGGAGGCUUCUGUAUCCUAUGUGGAGGAUUUAGUAGAUUGCACCUCUUUGCUUCUGAGCAGAGGGAGGAAAUUAUCAAAAGUGCAAUAGAGCACGCAGGCAACUUCAUCGGUAUCUCUCUGCGGAUAAGGAAGGAAUCCCUAGAAUUUGAGCAAUACUUGAAUCUUCGCUUUGGAAAAUACAGCAAUGAUGAAUCUGUAACAUCUUUAGCAGAGUUUGUUGUUCAAAAAAUAACACCUAGACACUUGGAACCUGUGAAAAGACUACUAGCUCUUACAGAAGCGUGCUUAGUUGAGCGGGAUCCAGCUACCUAUAACAUUGCAACUUUGAAACCUUUAGGCGAGGUAUUUGCAAUAGUAUGUGACUGUGAAAACCCCCAGCUUUUUACCAUUGAAUUUAUCAAAGGACAAAUUCGGAAAUACUCCUCAACAGAAAGAGAUUCUCUCCUAGCUAGCUUGUUGGAUGGCGUGAGAGCUUCUGGCAAUAGAGAUGUCUGUGUGAAAAUGACCUCCACACACAAGGGCCAGCGUUGGGGAUUACUUAGUAUGCCUGUAGAUGAAGAAGUAGAGAGUCUUCAUCUGAGGUUUUUGGCUGCACCUCCAAAUGGUAAUUUUGCAGAUGCUGUGUUCAGGUUCAACGCUAACAUCUCCUACAGUGGGGUACUACAUGCAGUUACACAAGAUGGUCUGUUCUCAGAAAACAAGGAGAAACUCAUUAAUAAUGCCAUAACAGCAUUGCUCUCACAAGAGGGAGACAUUGCAGCAUCUAAUGCAGAGCUAGAAAGCCAAUUCCAAGCAGUAAGGCGACUAGUGGCUUCAAAAGCGGGUUUCCUUGCCUUUACUCAGCUUCCAAAAUUUCGAGAACGAUUAGGAGUGAAGGUUGUGAAAGCCCUCAAAAGGAACAAUGAUGGAGUAACCCAUGCCUCUAUUGACAUGCUUUGUGCUCUUAUGUGUCCCAUGCAUGAUGACUAUGACCUGAGGCAGGAGCAAUUGAACAAAGCUUCCCUUCUUUCUUCAAAGAAGUUUCUAGAAAAUCUACUAGAGAAAUUCAAUUCCCAUGUGGAUCAUGGGACAGGUGCCCUAGUAAUUAGUUCCCUUCUGGACUUCUUGACAUUUGCCCUGUGUGCCCCAUACAGUGAGACUACUGAGGGGCAGCAGUUUGACAUGUUGUUGGAAAUGGUGGCAUCUAAUGGAAGAACACUAUUUAAGCUCUUUCAGCACCCUUCCAUGGCAAUUGUGAAAGGAGCAGGUUUGGUAAUGAAGGCGAUAAUAGAGGAAGGAGACAAAGAAAUUGCUACCAAAAUGCAAGAUCUUGCCCUCAGUGAAGGUGCCUUACCUCGUCACUUGCACACUGCUAUGUUUACAGUAAGCACAGAUCAGAGGAUGCUUACAAAUAGGCAGUUAAGUAGACAUUUGGUGGGCCUCUGGACAGCUGAGAACAAAACUGCUAUGAACUUGUUGAAACGUAUUUUGCCACCAGGUUUGCUGGCAUACCUUGACAGUGCUGAUCCUGUUCCUGAAAAAGAUGCCGAUAGGAUGCAUGUUAGAGAUAACUUAAAAAUUGCAACUGAUCAGUAUGGCAAGUUCAAUAAAGUCCCGGAGUGGCAGAGACUUGCUGGAAAAGCUGCGAAGGAAGUUGAAAAAUUUGCCAAGGAGAAGGUGGAUCUAGUCUUGAUGCACUGGAGAGAUAGAAUGGGCAUAGCUCAAAAAGAGGACAGAAACAAUAUGAACAUUAUUCAAAAGCCAGUGAUAUUAAGGAAACGACGCCAAAGAAUAAAAAUAGAAGCAAACUGGGAUCUCUUCUAUUACAGAUUUCUUCAAGACCAUGCUAGAUCAAACUUGAUUUGGAACUUCAAAACACGGGAAGAACUGAGAGAUACUCUUGAGUCUGAGAUGAGAGCAUUUAAUAUUGACAGAGAACUUGGCAGUGCUAACGUUAUCUCAUGGAACCAUCAGGAGUUUGAGGUAAAAUAUGAGUGCCUUUCUGAAGAAAUAAAAAUAGGGGAUUAUUAUUUAAGAUUGCUUCUGGAAGAAGAUGAAACUGAAGAGAGUGGAGCAAUCAAAAAAUCAUAUGAAUUCUUCAAUGAACUCUACCAUCGCUUCUUGCUUACCCCAAAAGUGAAUAUGAAAUGCUUAUGUCUGCAAGCACUGGCCAUUGUUUAUGGAAGAUGUCAUGAAGAAAUAGGACCAUUUUCUGAUACUAAGUACAUUGUUGGGAUGUUAGAAAGGUGCACUGACAGGCUUGAGCGGGACAGGCUGAUACUGUUUCUCAACAAGCUGAUCCUUAAUAAGAAAAACGUGAAGGACCUUAUGGAUUCAAAUGGUGUUAGAAUCCUUGUAGACCUGCUUACUCUGGCACAUCUUCACACAAGCAGAGCAACAGUCCCUCUGCAGAGCAAUGUGAUUGAGGCAGCACCCGAUAUGAAGAGGGAGAGCGAGAAGGAAUGGUACUUUGGCAAUGCUGACAAAGAAAGGAGUGGUCCUUACAGCUUUCAAGAGAUGCAGGAACUAUGGAACAGUGGAAAGCUGACUUCAAAAACACGUUGCUGGGCUCAAGGUAUGGAUGGCUGGCGACCAUUACAGGUCAUCCCUCAGCUGAAAUGGUGCCUGCUUGCCAGUGGCCAGCCUGUGUUGAAUGAGACUGACCUUGCCACACUCGUACUCAACAUGCUCAUCACAAUGUGUGGAUAUUUUCCCAGCAGGGAUCAAGACAAUGCUAUUAUAAGACCUCUGCCUAGAGUGAAAAGGCUGUUGUCAGAUAGUACUUGCCUUCCUCAUAUCACUCAGCUAUUACUGACUUUUGAUCCUACCCUUGUGGAAAAAGUCGCUAUAUUGCUGUUUCAUGUCAUGCAAGAUAACCCUCAGUUACCUCGUUUUUAUCUGAGUGGAGUGUUCUUCUUUAUCAUGAUGUACACGGGUUCCAAUGUACUUCCUAUCGCAAGGUUUUUGAAAUACACACAUACAAAACAAGCUUUCAAGUCUGAAGAAACAAAAGGUCAAGAUAUAGUUCAAAGAAGUAUACUUGGACAUAUUCUUCCUGAAGCAAUGGUGUGUUAUUUAGAAAACUAUGAACCGGAGAAAUUUUCUGAGAUAUUCCUUGGAGAAUUUGACACUCCAGAAGCAAUUUGGAGCAAUGAAAUGAGGCGUCUUAUGAUAGAGAAGAUUGCUGCUCAUCUUGCUGACUUCAGCCCUCGUCUUCAAAGCAAUACAAGAGCACUCUACCAAUACUGUCCUAUCCCAGUUAUCAACUAUCCACAACUGGAAAAUGAGCUGUUCUGUAAUAUUUACUACCUCAAGCAUCUUUGUGAUAUACUCAGAUUUCCAGACUGGCCAAUUAAAGACCCAGUUAAACUGUUGAAAGAUACAUUAGAAGCUUGGAAGAAGGAGGUAGAAAAGAAGCCACCUACCAUGUCAAUAGAUGAUGCUUAUGAAGUCCUUAACCUUCCUAAAGGACAAGGCCAGCAUGAUGAAAGCAAGAUCAGGAAAGCUUAUUUCAGGCUGGCACAAAAAUAUCACCCAGACAAGAAUCCAGAAGGCAGGGAUAUGUUUGAAAAAGUUAAUAAAGCAUAUGAGUUCCUAUGCACAAAGUCUGCCAAGGUGAUAGAUGGGCCAGAUCCAGAAAACAUAAUUCUGAUCUUGAAAACUCAAAGCAUCCUCUUCAACAGGCAUAAGGAAGAGUUGAAACCUUACAAGUAUGCAGGUUAUCCUAUGCUGAUAAAGACUAUUACCAUUGAAACAUCAGAUGACCUUUUGUUUUCCAAAGAAUCUCCUCUGCUACCUGCUGCUACAGAACUUGCUUUCCAUACUGUCAAUUGUUCAGCAUUAAACGCAGAAGAACUGAGAAGAGAAAAUGGAAUUGAGGUAUUGCAAGAAGCAUUUAAUCGCUGCGUAGCAGUUUUGACUUGUUCUAGUAAACCAGAUGAUAUGGCUGUACAGGUGUGUGGAUAUAUUAGUAGGUGUUACAGUGUAGCAGCUCAGUUUGAGGAGUGCAGAGAGAAGAUUACAGAAAUGCCUAACAUCAUUAAGGACCUCUGUAGACUACUGUAUUAUGGCAAGAACAUACCACGAGUAGCUGCUUUAGGAGUGGAGUGUGUUAGCUCCUUUGCCUUAGAUUACUGGCUACAAACGCACUUGUUCCAAGCUGGAGUUCUCUGGUACUUACUGGGUUACCUCUUCAGCUAUGACUACACGCUAGAAGAGAGCGGUAUUCAGAAAAGUGAAGAUUCAAAUCACCAGGAGGUAGCAAAUAGCCUUGCUAAGCUCAGUCUCCUGGCCUUGAGUCGCCUGGGAGGGUAUCUCUCUGAAGAACAAGCUACACCUGAAAACCCAGCAAUCAGGAAAAGCUUGUCUGGGAUGUUGACACCCUAUAUUGCAAGGAAACUAGCUGUGGUCAGUCCUACUGAGACUCUUAAGAUGCUUAACAGUAACACAGAGAACCCCUACUUGAUCUGGAACAAUGGGACAAGAGCCGAAUUAAUUGAGUUUUUGGAAUCUCAACAAGAAAGCAUGAUUAAGAGAGGUGAUUGUGACAAGAGCUACGGAUCUGACUUUGUCUUCAGUGACCAUGCAAAGGAGCUUAUUGUGGGAGAGAUUUUUGUUAGAGUCUACAAUGAGGUCCCUACCUUCCAACUAGAGCUUCCUAAAGCAUUUGCUGCAAGCCUCUUGGAUUACAUAGGCUCACAAGCACAGUACCUUCAUACCCUGAUGGCAAUAACACAGACUGGGAAAGUAGAGUCCAAUCAACAUGGAGAUCGGUUACGGAGAGUUGAAAUGGCCCUGGAGGCUCUGAGAAACGUGAUAAAACACAACCCAGGUUCUGAGUGUGAAUGCAUAGGUCACUUUAAGUUGAUAUUUUCCCUUCUGCGUGUUCAUGGAGCUGGCCAGGUGCAGCAGUUGGCUCUGGAG
Messenger RNA from Pterocles gutturalis (yellow-throated sandgrouse), 5410 nucleotides. It is a transcript of the gene DNAJC13, whose product is annotated as DnaJ (Hsp40) homolog, subfamily C, member 13. The transcript has 45 exons. Gene Ontology annotation, biological process: receptor-mediated endocytosis; regulation of early endosome to late endosome transport; endosome organization. Gene Ontology annotation, cellular component: endosome membrane. The record is from RefSeq and is a predicted model, not a curated record. NCBI's taxonomy places the organism in Eukaryota, Metazoa, Chordata, Aves, Pterocliformes, Pteroclidae. The annotation marks the transcript as partial.